AUGGUGAACUCGGGUGCCAUCAUUGUCACAGCGCUUAUUAAGAACACCUGGAAUAUGGCCGACCGCUUCGACCAUGUAAUCACGCAGUAUCGAAAAAUAGCUGGCGGAGAAUAUAUAGGUUUCAAUAAUGCUACGUGA
Cooperia oncophora is the source of this 138-nucleotide messenger RNA. The record is from the annotation of a GenBank genome assembly. Lineage: Eukaryota; Metazoa; Nematoda; Chromadorea; Rhabditida; Trichostrongylidae.